CCGCCGCCGCCGCCGCCGCCGCCAGCAGAGCGCACCGGGCGGGCCGGGCGGGCCGGGCGAGGGGCCAUGGCGGGCGCCGAGGACGGACCGGGCCAGCAACCGGAGCUCGACGAGGAUGAGGCGGCCUAUUGCCGGCGCUGGGGCGCGCAGCACGCCGGGGCCCGCGAGCUGGCCGCGCUCUACUCGCCAGGCAAGCGUUUCCAGGAGUGGUGCUGCGUGGUCCUCUGCUUCAGCCUCAUCGCCCACAACUUGGUCCAUCUCCUGCUGCUGGCCCGCUGGGAGCACACGUCCCUUGUCAUCGUGGGUGUAGUUGCAGGGGCUCUCAUUGCUGAUUUCCUGUCUGGCCUGGUGCACUGGGGUGCUGACACUUGGGGCUCUGUGGAUCUGCCCAUUGUGGGGAAGGCUUUCAUCCGGCCCUUCCGGGAGCAUCACAUCGACCCCACAGCCAUCACACGGCAUGACUUCAUCGAGACCAAUGGCGACAACUGCCUGGUGACCCUGCUGCCACUGCUAAACAUGGCCUACAAGUUCCGCACUCAGAGCCCAGAAGCCCUGGAGCAGCUGUACCCCUGGGAGUGCUUUGUCUUCUGUCUGACCAUCUUCGGCACCUUCACCAAUCAGAUCCACAAGUGGUCACAUACGUACUUCGGGCUGCCACGCUGGGUCAUCCUCCUGCAGGACUGGCACGUUAUCCUGCCACGCAAACACCACCGUGUCCACCACGUCUCACCCCAUGAGACCUACUUCUGCAUCACCACAGGCUGGCUCAACUACCCACUCGAGAGGAUAGGUUUCUGGCGGCGCCUGGAAGACCUCAUCCAGGGCCUGACCGGCGAGAAGCCUCGGGCGGACGACAUGAAGUGGGCCCAGAAGAUCAAGUGACUUCUCCCAGCCUGCCCGAUGCCAACCUCCCCCAGCCCCCAGACAAGCCAUCUGCCAACUCCAGCCUCUGCGAGCCCCUCCAGGUGGAGAGGGCAUCUCCUGGGCUGGCCCAGGCACCCCCAGCCCACCCCGUGACAGAGAAUACUUGAGCCACUGGUUUUUCAGUUUCUCUUUGUUGUCUUUGCUCCGCCCUCCCCAGCCACCAGAGCUGCCGUCUGCCAAGCCUGACUUUGCAGAAAAGGGAGCCGAGCCCUGCCCUGCCGCCAUCCACUCCCUGCACCUGCUGCCCCCGCCCUACUGGGCAGCCCUUCAGAGCGGCGGCAUCGAGGCCUCUGACUCACCUUGGUCUGUCUUUCCUUGACUGGCCCCAGUUAUCUAGGGAUCCCCUCCAGGACUAGUGUGCCCUGGAUCAUCGUCCUGCUGUGGCCCUGCAAACUGACCCCAAAGGCCUGGGAAGGUGAACAGCUUCAGCCACUGCCUGCUGUCCAAGUGUGGUGAAGCUUGCCAAGGAAGAGCCCCAGGGGUGGCCAGUGGGAGAGGCCAGAGUCCCUGCCCGAGUCUGGACAGUCCCUUGUCCCUCACCCCCACUUCCACUGUCCAUAUGAUUGCAGCCAGAGCCGAUGUUUCCAAAAAGAGGACGUCCACAGGGCACAGCCCUUAUGAAAGGGCCUUGGUCAUUUGGAAGGGGACAGUGUCAUGUCUGACAAAGUGUUUCAGAAGGAAGAGCGGGGCUUUUUUAAUUUGGGGUUGUUUUUUUUAAAGGUGCUUGCUUGUUAAUGUAAAUAAUAGAAAGCCUUAAUACCUUUUCUGUGACAUGAGGUAAUAUUUUAAUGUCACGUUUUGGAUGCACAUAAUAUAUUUAUAACAAAGCAGCCUUGGCUGCCUCGUGGUGUUUCCUGAUUGGCUAGGGUGGGGGUCAGGCUCCACCCCCUUCCCAUGGCCUCAGGAUGGGGCUAGGAUACCCGAGGCAGUGACUUGGGGACACUUUCAGAGGGGACUCAGGACCCUGACUUGGGAGUGGCCUUUCGAGUGGAUCAUGAGAAAUGAAGGCAGAUCCGUACUGGAGGAUCAGCAGAGUGUGUGUGAGCACCUGGUGUGUGGCUCUGACCUGGACACUGGGUACAUGGGUGAACAAACCAAGGACCUGCCCUGGUGGUGCUUACCUCUGGGGCAAAGAGACAAUAAAACGUAAAUAAAUGCUCAUGGAAUUUCCCAUGGUGAUUUGUGAGAA
Castor canadensis (American beaver) is the source of this 2113-nucleotide messenger RNA. It is a transcript of the gene Peds1, whose product is annotated as plasmanylethanolamine desaturase 1. Gene Ontology annotation, biological process: ether lipid biosynthetic process. Gene Ontology annotation, molecular function: plasmanylethanolamine desaturase activity. Gene Ontology annotation, cellular component: endoplasmic reticulum membrane. NCBI's taxonomy places the organism in Eukaryota, Metazoa, Chordata, Mammalia, Rodentia, Castoridae. The record is from RefSeq and is a predicted model, not a curated record.